AUGGGCAACGGCAUGGCUGCAGUGCUGGCGCCGACAUACACGGGCUAUGUCGCCACCACUCAAGAUGCGCUGAUCUUGUUCGAGGCAUGUCUGACUGGUAUCCUCCAUCAUGUUCCACGACGUCCCCACGACCGAGAGAGAAGUCAACUGGUGAAAAGCGGUAGCGUAUUCAUCUAUGAAGAAAAUGCAUCAGGCAUCAAGCGAUGGACCGACGGUGUCACCUGGAGUCCGAGCCGCAUCCUUGGCAACUUCCUUGUAUACCGCGAACUCGAUAAACCAUUUCCUCCAGGCGAGAAGAAACGUGCUAUGAAGAAAGGUGCUAGGAGGCCAACACCAUCGGGAAGACCUGGAGAGCCAUACCCGCGACCACAAGAAAGCAACGGGACUUCUUACCCAACCUCGACAUCGCCAGGAGGUGCCUCAUUUGGCGAGAGAAGCCAACAAUCGGAGCUCGAGCGGCAGUUGGUGGGGUCUUUGGUCGACUCAUAUGGUUUUAAAGAUUCAGGAUUGGUGAAGAAGACCAUGAGCGUGACGGUAUCAGGAGUGACGCACCAUUUGGUGUCGUAUUAUAGUGUUGAAGAUGUGAUGUCAAAUCGUCUGCAUACUCCCAUGCACCAAGAGAAUCUGAGGUACAUACGGCCACGCGCAGAGCUCACGACAAAGCAAAGCUUCCGUGCGCCCAUUGAUGACUUUGAACAUGGUACACUCGAGGACGGUGACCCGUCUACGGCGUUAUAUGCUUAUCGUUCCACAUUAGGGCGGCCCGCAAGCCCUGGAGCUAUGCCCAGUUACGCUGUUGGGGCGCCCGGGCUUUCAGGUCAUCCCCCACCGAACCCGUACUUAACAAAUGCUCCUGGUUCCGCUGACAUUUCUGCGAAACAAGAAGGGUAUCCAACAUAUCGGGCCUCUGCACCAUACCCCGCCGCCUACAACCCGAUGAACCCCCCACAGCCACAGCAACCACCCAGUACCGCUUCACUCUACCGAAACCCCUCAUUGCAACAGCGGAGUGUGGCACCGGACACAUCAGGCCCUGUCGACCCCAGUUCAACAACAGCCCCCGUCUACCCAAGAGGAAGCUUCAAUGUCCCCGGACCCUUGGACGCGAGCCAGUCGCAACAACUCGACCAGCAAAAUGUCGGACAACCUUCUUACAACCCCGCUGCCCGCCGAGAAUCGAACGCCAUGGGCCCCGCCAGCUCGUACUAUAAUGGAGACCGUCAACAGCAACAAUCACAGCAGCAGCAGGCACAACAGACGCAGGCACAGCAACAGCAAGCCCAACAGUCGCCGCAACACCAGCACCAGCAAUCAGCUCAACAAGCGUAUUUCCCCAGCGCGGGCCACCAGCCGGGGCAGGCUGCUUCAGCCUACCAACCGACGCCGCAGUCGUCACUAUCGUGGAACACGGCUGCAACAGGGUAG
Molecule: messenger RNA, 1425 nt
Organism: Paracoccidioides lutzii Pb01
Exons: 2
Coding region: 1-1425 (474 amino acids)
Molecular function (GO): DNA binding
Source: RefSeq, a predicted model, not a curated record